AUGGGAUUUUCACAAUCUCAUUAUGAUUACUCACUCUUUACUAAGAAAAUAGGUAAAGAUCUUCUAGUCAUCUUGGUUUAUGUUGAUGAUCUCCUGGUUACUGGGAGCAGUUUGCAUCAUAUACAACAAAUAAGGGAGGAACUACAACAAAGGUUCAGAAUGAAAGAUCUUGGUGAGCUUAAAUAUUUUCUUGGAAUUGAAUUCUCCAGAUCUAAGGAAGGUGUACUGAUGAAUCAAAGGAAGUAUGCUUUAGGACUUGUGUCUGAGUUGGGAUUAGCAGGUUGUAAGCCUUCUUCUACACCCUUGGAGUUUAAUCACAAGCUAACUUCUACUGUGUUUGAUGAAGUUAUUGGAAAAAAUACUAAUGCAGAAGACUUAAUCCUUGAUGAGUUUGGAAAAUAUCAGAGACUAAUAGGAAAGUUAUUAUACUUAACCAUGACUAGACCUGAUAUAGCUUUUGUAGUACAGGUUCUUAGCCAAUAUAUGCACUCACCAAAAUCAUCUCAUAUGGAAGCUGCACUUAGAGUAGUGAGAUAUAUAAAAGGUACUACAGGCCUUGGAUUGUUCAUGCCAAGUAACAAAAACAAUGAAAUGGUAGCUUAUUGUGACUCAGACUGGGGAGCUUGUGUAGAAACAAGAAGGUCAGUUACUGGUUAUAUGAUUAAACUAGGAGGAGCACUGGUGUUUUGGAAGUCAAAGAAACAAAGUACAGUAUCAAGGAGCUCAUUGAUAGAGCUUCGUCACAGAAUAAGAAGUAACGUGAUUAGUUGCUCCGUUGUCCAAGAUCCAUGA
Solanum lycopersicum (tomato) is the source of this 792-nucleotide messenger RNA. Lineage: Eukaryota; Viridiplantae; Streptophyta; Magnoliopsida; Solanales; Solanaceae. The record is from RefSeq and is a predicted model, not a curated record.